AUGACCUCGAAAGUAUUUCUGUCAGAAAAUCUUCUUACCACGGAAGUGAAUAGCAUUUCAAGUAUUUCCUUUGACAAGUUCUCUCCUAUUAACAUUCAACAUGGCGAUACCCUUGAUCAUGGCAACAAUUCCAAUCUUUUGAAUUGUUACCAGACAGAAAAGGGAGUCAAUUUAGAUUUAGGUCUCCAGAAUACCUAUACUAUUGAUGAACUUGAAGAUGUUCAUGAUAUUGCACCAUAUAACGUCGAUGUUAGCCCUAUUGACAAGACUCCUGGAUUAGAAGAAGAUGAUUCUAUCCCUACUUCUCCAGAAGUUGAAAUUUCUCAAGUCGGCUUAGGGUUACUUCCCAACCAGAAAAAGAAUAUAAUUCGUAGAAAAGGAGCUAGUUUUACUAUGAUGGUAAUUGGAGCUAGGGGAACUGGGAAGACAACAUUCAUCAAUUCCUUAUUUGGAGAAAAUAUUAUAGUUGAGACUAGAAGGAAAACUUUUGAUAACGAGUCCAUUUUAAUUCAUAGAGCUGAAUUAACCGAGAAGGGGUUUACAUUAAAACUUACUGCAAUUGAAUCUUCAGGAUUUGGAGAUAGCGUAGACAACAGAUUUGCAUGGUCGCCUGCAGAAAAAUUUAUAUCCGAGCAAUUUAGAUUAUAUUGUUACCAAGAAGAACAACCUGAGAGAUCAUCUUUACUUGAUUCAAGAGUUCAUUGUUGUUUAUAUUUUAUUACCCCAACAAGAACAAACCUCUCUUCUCUUGAUAAAAGGGCAAUCAAGCAAUUAUCAGAAUUGACAAACUUGAUUCCUAUCAUUGCUAAAAGUGAUACCUACACUAAAACUGAUUUGAAAAGAAUUAAAUCAAAUAUUCAUCAAACUAUGAAGGAUGAAAAUAUAAGUAUAUGCGAAGAAUUAUUAGAUCAAAGUGUUACUGACAAAAUCAAUCGAUUUAUGCCAUUUGCAAUCAUAAGUUCAAAUGAAAUUGAGCAAACAAAUGAUGGUAGAAAUGUUCGUGGUAGAAAAUAUGAUUGGGGUGUUGCAGAAAUUGAAAACAUUGAGCACUGUGAUUUUGUUGUCUUGAGAGAGAUCUUAAUGGGAGAGAACAUGUUAGAUUUGAUUUUUUCAACAGAUUCAAAUUAUGAAAGUUUCAGACGUUCAUGUUUAAUUGAACGAUUCAAUGAAAUUAUUAAGAACGAAGGCAAUGAAUAUAAAAAUAUUGAAUAUUACACUCCACAAUUGAAACUUAGUGGUUUAGAAGAAUACGAAAUUUUUCAUAAAUUGAAAAUCAGAAAAUUAGAACUGAAGCUUCAUGAUACUGAUCAAAUAUACAUUGAAAAGGAAAAAGAAGCUAAAUUGAAUUUUGCAAAUGUCAUACAAGCACAAGAAAAGAGAUUCAAAGAAUGGAAACGAGGUCUUUUCGACAGACAAGAGCACUACAACAAAGGAAUUGAAAAACUUCACCUUUGUAUAAUCAAGCUACAAGAGGAAAUUGAAGCUUUAGAAACUGGUAGUGGAAGUUUAAACAAUAGUUUAGGAUCGCUUUCAUUUAAUUAG
Messenger RNA from [Candida] anglica, 1542 nucleotides. The record is from the annotation of a GenBank genome assembly. NCBI's taxonomy places the organism in Eukaryota, Fungi, Ascomycota, Pichiomycetes, Serinales, Debaryomycetaceae.